AUGCUAUCCAAAUGUCUUACCCUCUCUCAUCCAAAUGUUUUUCUCACCCAAGUUGCAACUUCAAAAAAUCCAAGGCCUUCUCACUCUCUCAUACUCCAGUUCCAUGCUCGAAACCACUCCUUGGCUAAUCAUGUCCCUAUGAGAUGCUCCAAUUCUUCUGUCCCUUUCACUUCAACAAAUUUUGAGAUGGAGCCUGAUCCCACACUUAGCAAUGAAGAUCUCAAGCCAACUGCACCUACCCAACGAACCUUUUCAGGGUUGGAAAUGGCUAGCCUCUGGGUAGGACUCGUUGUGGGAGUCCCUUCCUACUACCUAGCUGGUAGCCUUGUUGACCUUGGAAUGGCUUGGUGGCAAGGCAUAGCCACAGUGGUUGCAGCCAACAUGAUCCUUUUAGUUCCCCUUAUACUAACUGGUCAUCCAGGUACCCGUUAUGGCAUAUCAUUCCCUGUUCUUGCUAGAUCAUCUUUUGGAAUCCAUGGUGCUCAUAUUCCCACUCUCCUAAGGGCCUUGAUUGGUUGUGGUUGGUAUGGGAUUGAAUCAUGGAUUGGUGGUGAAGCAAUUUUCCUUCUUUUGCCAAAAUCAAUUAAAGAAAGUACAUUGUCUCAAUCUCUACCUUGGCUUGGCACUUCCCCACUUGAACUUGUUUGCUUUAUGGCCUUUUGGGUGGCACAAUUGUCCAUUGUGUGGAAAGGAAUUGAUGGCAUUCGAGAGCUUGAAAAGUACUCAGCUCCAAUACUCAUUUUCCUCACUUCCUGCCUCUUGAUUUGGUCUUAUGUCAAAGCUGGCGGCUUUGGUCACAUGCUAUCCUUGUCCUCUAGGCUUUCCACUUCGGAAUUUUGGUCUCUAUUUUCCCCUUCUCUAACUGCUAAUAUUAGUUUUUGGGCUACUCUAGCUCUUAACAUACCUGAUUUUACACGAUAUGCCAAGAGCCAGAAUGACCAAAUCAUUGGUCAAGCUGGUCUUCCCAUAUUUAUGGGAGCAUUCACAUUUGUUGGCAUAGCAGUUACCUCAUCUACAAAAGUGAUAUUUGGUGAAGUUAUUUCAAACCCAAUUCAGUUACUUGGUCAAAUUGGUGGCUUUGCAACUACUAUCCUUGCAAUCCUUGGUAUAAGCCUAGCAACCAUCACGACCAAUAUUGCUGCUAAUGUUGUAGCACCUGCAAACGCUCUUGUCAAUCUCUGCCCAACAUGGUUCACCUUUAGAAGAGGUGCUCUUUUAACGGCACUGAUUGGAAUUGCAUUCCAACCUUGGAGGCUUCUCAAGUCAAGUGAGAGCUUUGUUUAUACGUGGCUAGUUGGAUAUUCUGCAUUGAUGGGUCCUAUUGGUGGAGUUCUUCUAGUGGAUUACUAUCUUGUGCAAAAAACAAACUUGACCAUAACAGAUUUAUAUACACGGAGUCCUUAUGGGGCUUACUAUUAUUCAAGGGGGUUUAAUGUGAAAGCAAUUGUGGCUCUAGUUGCUGGAAUAUUACCAGUAAUCCCCGGUUUCCUUCAGAAAGUUGGAAUUGUAACAUCAGUUCCUGAAAUUUUUGUUGUCAUCUACAACAAUGCUUGGUUUAUUAGCUUCUUUUCUGCAGGAUUCUUAUAUUGGGUUAUGUCAGGUUUGAGAAGGAAAGCAGGUUAA
Molecule: messenger RNA, 1623 nt
Organism: Gastrolobium bilobum
Lineage: Eukaryota; Viridiplantae; Streptophyta; Magnoliopsida; Fabales; Fabaceae
Product: purine-uracil permease NCS1-like
Exons: 1
Coding region: 1-1623 (540 amino acids)
Biological process (GO): nucleobase transport; transmembrane transport
Cellular component (GO): plasma membrane
Molecular function (GO): nucleobase transmembrane transporter activity
Source: RefSeq, a predicted model, not a curated record